This is a messenger RNA of Neurospora crassa OR74A, 3616 nucleotides long. RefSeq names its product calcium dependent mitochondrial carrier protein. Lineage: Eukaryota; Fungi; Ascomycota; Sordariomycetes; Sordariales; Sordariaceae. Gene Ontology annotation, biological process: transmembrane transport. The record is from RefSeq and is a predicted model, not a curated record. Gene Ontology annotation, molecular function: calcium ion binding; ATP transmembrane transporter activity. Bases 794 to 2710 code for a protein of 638 amino acids. The transcript has 6 exons.
CCCCGAUUUCCCUUUCAUUGUUUGCUACAUGUCAACAAAGUCUCGAGUCUCAAAAAGGGACCGAGAUUCGUGGUCGAAAAUUGUGGAGGGUGCCAGGUGCAAUGUGCAAAAGGCACUAUUUGAGGAGAAUGGAUACCCGUGGAGAUAGGGUGACGGGUAGAUGGACAGCGAUACACCACCCACUCGUCCCAUCCCAUUCGUCCCGCUCAUACAAACAGUCGCUUCGUAACGUAUUUUGAUCUCUAUUUCAUCUUAUUUUCCAAAUCCAAGUUACCUACCUAUUGCUCUAGCCCCUGUCCUACGUCAUACCCAAUCGCUUACAGCAAACGGUUCUAGAUCCGCUAGUUUAGACGGGCGGUCUCAUUUCUGCCAUUCCUGACCACUCGAGGUCCCGACCUUGCAGUGACUAUCUGCCUUCCGAGCCUAUGGUAGGUCUUGUGUGUACCACACUACUGAACCACCUUGCCUCAGCUGCGAGCCAGCACUGCACAUAGCACCGCAUACAUAAUACCAUAGGAACGGAAAGAACUGAAAGAUACCUCUAACCUAACCUAACCUUUACACUGCACUGCACAUUCACUUGCAUUGCACUGCGCCGUACCUUACCUGAACUUUACCGUAUCGACGACCAUUCAUUCUUGUCGUGCUCCGAACUUGCAUUGAACGCUCCCCGUCUCCCCGUCGUCUGGCUCCCUCUCCGCGCCGACCCCUCCCCCGCCGUGCGCAAAUAUCCGAACACCAACGCCGACCAUCUGCGCAUGCCGCGUUGGAUGAUGAGAACCCGACAGCGGGAAUGAAGGUUUCCCAUGUGCUCGCAGAGCUCCAAGCCGGCAUGGACGAAUCGCAGAACCAGCGGGACAAGCGCGUCGAGGAAUUGUGGACGAAGCUGGAUCCCCAGCGCCACGGAGAGCUCGACUUCAAGGGGCUGCAAAAGGGGUUGAGAAGGAUCGAUCACCCCAUGCAAAAUGCCGACCACAUGCUCAAGGAUAUCAUCAAGGUCGUGGACACCAGCGGCGACGGCAAGAUCCAAUACGAAGAGUUCCGCAACUUCGUCGAGACCGCCGAGCGCCAACUGUGGCUGCUCUUCCGUUCCAUCGAUCGCGACAAGGAUGGCCGGCUCGAUAAGAACGAGCUGCGCAGCGCUUUCCAAAAGGCCGGCUUGACCGUAUCCAACAAGAGGCUGUCGGGCUUCUUCGACGAGGUCGACAUGGACCACGAUGGCUACAUCAGCUUCGACGAAUGGCGGGACUUUCUCCUGUUUAUGCCCACCACGCACAACCACGAACACGGCCACCACGCUUCUGCACUUGAAGCCGCCCUGUCGUUUUACUCCUCCAUAGUGACUGUCAAUGCAGAGGGCGACUCCCUCGUCAGCGAAGAGACACUUGAGGGUCUAGGUACGACUGGCUUCCUUCUCAACGCUCUUUUUGGUUCUCUCUUGAAGAUUGCCAGCCCGGGCGCUACUACUACUCCUACUUCUCAGUCGCCCGCACCAGACUCAAAAUCACCACUCUCCUCACCCUCAUCUCACUAUCCCGACGGCACCGCCGAGCCUGGUGCUGGGGCAAACAUGGCACCGUCCAAACUGGCACCCGUCGGUACCGCCACCCCUGAGCAAGUGUCAGCAGACAGGGCGGCCCAUGGCCAAGUUAUCAAGGAGAUGGAGGGCGAGGGGCAACACGACCUCCGCCAAGAAUCCGAUACCAGUCUAAAGGAUGAGGAGGUCGUGAAAAGCGGACUGACAGGAUUACUACCCGACGCAGGUUACUUCCUCGCCGGUGCCGUCUCAGGUGGAGUGUCGCGCACUGCUACUGCGCCACUCGACCGUCUCAAAGUCUUCCUCCUCGUCAACACGAAACCAAAGUCCACCACCACAGUCGAGGCUGUCAAAAGUGGCCAGCCUCUCAGCGCUCUGCGUAAUGCAGGUGGCCCCAUUUACGACGCCAUCAGGACGCUAUGGCGGGCCGGUGGAAUUAAGACCUUCUUUGCAGGAAACGGGCUGAACGUCGUCAAGAUUAUGCCAGAAUCGGCCAUUCGGUUCGGCUCUUAUGAAGCCUCAAAACGGUUUCUUGCGGCCUACGAGGGCCACAACGAUCCGUCACAAAUCAGUACUGUGUCCAAAUUUGUCGCUGGCGGCAUGGGCGGUAUGACGGCCCAGUUUUGCGUUUAUCCCAUCGAUACUCUCAAGUUCCGGUUGCAGUGCGAGACCGUCGAAGGAGGCCCCAAGGGUCAUGCCCUCCUCAUUCGUACAGCCAAGAAUAUGUGGGCGGACGGCGGUCUCCGUGCAGCAUAUCGAGGUCUCGGCCUCGGCCUCAUCGGCAUGUUCCCUUAUAGUGCCAUCGACAUCGGCACUUUCGAGUUUCUCAAAAAGUCGUACAAGCGCGCCAAAGCUAAGUACUACGGCGUGCACGAAGACGAUGCGGCGCCAGGAAACGUUGCUUUGGGCGUUCUCGGAGCAUCAUCGGGAGCAUUAGGUGCCACAGUGGUAUAUCCGCUCAACGUCCUUCGAACAAGGCUCCAAACCCAGGGAACAGCGAUGCAUCCACCUACAUACACCGGUUUCGUGGAUGUGGCAACGAAAACAGUCCGUAACGAGGGCAUUCGUGGUCUUUACAAGGGCUUGACCCCUAAUCUGCUCAAAGUAGCACCGGCUCUUAGUAUUACCUGGGUCUGCUAUGAGAACAUGAAGACGAUUCUCGACUUGCACUAAAUGGACAUUCUGGGGAUAGGGUUGGCACCCUAUUAUUGAACACCGUUGAGCGGUCACCAUCUCUCAACCGCGAUGCCAAUCAUAGCAGUGUGGCAGCUGCUCAGUAAUGCUCCCAGCAGGCGCUAAUGGGGGACUCGCAACAUUGAUAUAAAUAUGUUUUGGCUUACAAUCCAAGCCACAGCUCGCUCUCUUCACGCUUGUGGAUCUACAACCUGGCUCCUAAAUGGCGUUUACUGGAGCUUAGCAGAGGUCAUACCCGGCCGGGAUUCAGACCAUACUCACGAAGAUGGGUACACGCAGCGUGGCGGCUGCUCAGCCUGAGAGCGUUGCGUUCCAAGACGGGGAGACGGAGAGGCGGAAAUACGAAGAGCUUGGACAUACCAGGUCAUAGAUGUCCUAGAUAAGAUGGAUGGCGCCACAAGAUGUGGAGGAAGAAGACGCGUUACACCUAGCAAUUGGUUGAUUUUUAUUGCUUUUUGUCGUUGAGAGGUUGGCUACCUUACCAACAUAUAGCCCUGGCGUUUGGCAUAAGAGGACGAAGAUACCAUUAGACUCAAAGGGGUUAAUGUCAUUUCAAGUGAAACGAAGGCGAACCCUAAAAACAUAUUAAAAGCAAAGCAUGGCGUUGGCGAUGGUGUCGAAGGGUUGUAGGCUUGGAUAGGAACGAAAUGGGAUGGAAUAGGAUAAGACGGAGGCAGGGACAAAAAAAAAAGAAGAAGAAGAAGAAGAAGAAGUGGAGGAACUGGUCUGGUGGUCCGGAUGCUGUAGCAGCAUGGGAACAAAAGUCGACAUCAUGUAAAUUAUUUAUAUACGGCUCAUCUUUGACGGUCGUAUAUCGUCACUUGAUUAUUUUUGAAAAAUGAGUUAACAUUUGUAGGUAAUUCAGCGAGGAGAGCUCAUUCAGCC